Zasmidium cellare ATCC 36951 is the source of this 1434-nucleotide messenger RNA. RefSeq lists its product as uncharacterized. Bases 1 to 1434 code for a protein of 477 amino acids. The record is from RefSeq and is a predicted model, not a curated record. NCBI's taxonomy places the organism in Eukaryota, Fungi, Ascomycota, Dothideomycetes, Mycosphaerellales, Mycosphaerellaceae. The transcript has a single exon.
AUGGCAAUGGGUGAACCAAGAUCCGUCUCGGCUCAUCAUCCUCGUGACAGGCGGUACGGAUUGCUCGACGACUCCCCAAGCGAGCGGGAAUUCGGCAUCCGCGCAGCAGUACGAAUCAUACGGCAUCAGCCAGAUCUCAUUCACACCGGGCACCUCGACCGUAACAUUGACAGGCUCGAACGCCCCUCUCGGCCAACUCCUCAACGGCCACUGGACCUCUCGGGCAGCUCAGCAGGCAUCGCUCAGACGGGCCUACAGCGACGGGUCGGCGACAGCGGCAACGUCAACCUCGCCGAGAAAGUCAACAUCCCCAACAUCUUCGACAAGAAAGUCGCCGGGCCCGUCAGCGUCUCCCUAGACGGAACCCUCAGCUCCCAAGGAAACCUCCAAUGGAGCGUCGAAGUCGACGGUCUCUCCCCCAGUGACGCUUCCGUCACGCUGCAAACAACCGGUGUAUCAUUCACCCUCACCCCUCAACUCUCCAUCUCCAGCGCCAUCGACGCCAUCCCCGCCGCCUCGAUCGACUUCCCCGAGAUCCCCCUCGGCAGCCCCUCCGGCCCCUUCGACACCAAAAUCGUCCUCUUCCUCAUCGUCGGCGCACAAGCAGAUCUAGGCCAAGUCAGCGCCGAGAUCGACGCAUCGAUUGACCUCACCCUCACUCUUACAGACGGAGACUUCACCCUCAAAGGUGGCGCGAGUCCCUCCCUCUCGGGCUUCUCGCCCAGCUUCACCGCAAACAACCCGGACAUCCAGGGCCAGGUGACGUUGCAAAGCACCAUAGGCCCCACGGUCGCUCUGGUCCUGCAAGCGAGCGUCUUCGGCGAGGGCGUCGAAGGUGGGAUCCAACUCGAAGGCCCCGAGGCAGGACUCACAUUCACAGCCGAAGCCGAUUCUUCAGGAGUCUGCGGCGGCGACCAAACCCUCGGCGUCGACCUGGACAUUGGAGUAGGGGUGCAAUUAGACGGGAUCUUCGCCUUUGGAAAUUUGGAGUCCGCGUCGACGUCUUCGCUUAAUAUCUAUUCAACCAGCGCGGCUGUCUUCUCAACAUGUAUCGCCGGAGGCCCAACUGUCGGGAGCGGCAGCACUACCUCCGCCGCCCCUCCCCCAGCAUCCAGCACAGCAGCAUCGAGCACGCCCGCCGAGCCCAGCGAAAGCUCCGCACCUCCUGGCGCCAACCCCAUCAAUGGAUUACCGCCAGCUGCAUCGACAGGGUUGAACCCGAUCAAUGGAUUGCCCCCGGCAGCACCGACUUCGUCCACAGCGAGUGCGGGCGUCAAUCCAGUCAAUGGGCUUCCACCGGCGGAUACGACUGGCUUGAACCCUGUGAAUGGGCUGCCGCCUGCGGCGCCGACGACGUUGUCGACGACGACUACGUUUGCUGUGAGUCUUGGUGCGAAUCCGAUUAAUGGAUUCCCCCCAGCGGGGAGGAGAUAG